Molecule: messenger RNA, 1555 nt
Organism: Pleuronectes platessa (European plaice)
Lineage: Eukaryota; Metazoa; Chordata; Actinopteri; Pleuronectiformes; Pleuronectidae
Product: cathepsin Z
Exons: 6
Coding region: 19-924 (301 amino acids)
Cellular component (GO): lysosome
Molecular function (GO): cysteine-type endopeptidase activity
Source: RefSeq, a predicted model, not a curated record
AGGAAGAUUAGAGCCAACAUGGCGUCGUCCGACGCUCCGCUGCUGCUUCUCUGUUGUUUAGCUUCGUGUUCGCUUCUCAUCAGCGGCUUCACACUUGAAUCUGAACCUUGUUACAAACCCAUCAGGGACCACAGACCACGAUCCGUCAGGACCCAGGCCCGGCCUCAUGAGUACCUGAAGGUGUCGGACCUUCCUCCGUCGUGUGACUGGAGGAACAUCCAGGGAAAGAACUAUGUGAGCACCACCAGGAACCAGCACAUCCCACAGUACUGUGGCUCCUGCUGGGCCAUGGGAGCCACCAGUGCAUUAGCUGACCGUAUCAACAUCAAGCGAGGAGGGGCGUGGCCGUCGGCGUACCUGUCCGUCCAGAAUGUGAUCGACUGCGGGGGGGCGGGCUCUUGCUUCGGAGGAGAUCACCUCGGAGUCUACGCAUACGCCCACGAGCAAGGCAUCCCGGAUGAAACCUGCAACAACUACCAAGCCAAAAACCAAAAGUGUGAGCUGUUCAACCAGUGUGGGACCUGCUCCUUCUUUGAGUCGUGCGCCGUGGUGAAGAACUACACUCUGUGGAAGGUGGGAGACUACGGAAACGUUUCUGGAAGAGACAAGAUGAAAGCAGAACUCUACAAAAACGGGCCCAUCAGUUGUGCCCUGAUGGCCACCGGCGGCCUGGAGAGUUACUCUGGGGGGGUUUUCUCAGAGUUUCACCCGCUGUCGCUGCCGAAUCACAUCGUGUCGGUGGCGGGUUGGGGGGUGUCGGAGGAGGGGGCCGAGUACUGGAUCGUCAGGAACUCCUGGGGAGAGUUUUGGGGUGAACGCGGCUGGGCGAGAAUCGUCACCAGCUCCUAUAAAGGAGGAAAAGGCAACUGGUUCAACCUGGGUAUUGAGAAACACUGUGUUUAUGGAGAUCCCAUUGUUACAUAGACACUAAGAUACACUGAUGAACUCUAGUUUUGUCUUGUUUGGUUCAUGGAAAUUACGACAGAAUAUUAAAAUAAUGUAGGAAAUAUGUUAAUUUGUGGGUUUUUUGCUGCAAGCUUUUGGGGGAAAUUGUUAUUUCACGUUUUAUUAAAUGUAAUGAAUCUUAAUUUAGAGCUGAACCCCAUUCAGACAGGAUCUGUGCACGAACCUGCAGCUUUCAGCUUGAAAUGACUCACUCCAGCUCCAUUAUCAUCACAUUUCCACAGGAGCUUCUCCGAGCUCAUUGAAAUUCACCUGUGGUGAAACAGCCGUUGACAGCUUUGAGAGAAAAAAAGAAGCUUAAAACUUAACUCUGUUCUCAGCAUCGUCAGAAUCACACAAUCAUAUCACACAACACUACACACUGAGCAGCCGCCUGCUGCACUUUGGUUUCUCUUCAUAUGUAAAUGUGUCACAUGGAAGUUGGAACUUUGUCGCCUUCAUUUGUGAAGGAAAUGACCGAAUCAGUGUUUUCUGCAGAGUUGAGACACUUCACCCUCUGUGGUGGUUUUACUUGACUGAUUCUAGUUUAUCUAGACUCAUUGUAUUUAAAUCCAACUACUGAAAAUGUGAAUUAAUAAAUGAUGAAACUCCA